AUGACUGACAAUUACGUCAGGCCAUCCAAAAGGCCAGGUUAUGGCACUCUGGGUCGUCCAAUCAACCUUUAUGCAAAUUACUUUCAGUUGAACUUCCAGCCUAAUCUCCAAUUACACCGAUAUGAAGUGCGCGUUUCACGAUCAGAUCCUGAUGCGGUCGUGAUUUUGAGCAGACAAUUAGUGACCCAGGUGAUCCUCCAGCUUCUCAAGACGGAGCUUGUGCAGUUCCAGGAGAGCAUCGCCUCCGAUGGCUACCAGAACCUCAUCUCAAGUCGCAGUUUACCCUGCUGUGACGGUCCCUAUAAUGUGGUAUAUCAGCAUGAUAGCUAUCAAGUCAUUCUACUACCAGCUGGAAUUCUUCAGUUUCCCCAAAUCUAUCAAGGGCUCAAGGGUGAUAUAAGGGACCAAGGGCCGCCGCUGACCGAAGCACAUAUCCAUGCGUUGAAUAUCAUUCUGGGACACCAACCCAAAUUCUCACCACACAUCAGAUCUGCCGGUACGGGAACUUAUCUCAACCUCGACUCGCGGAUGAGCCUGGGUGCAGGGCUACAUAUUCUCCGGGGACUAUUCAUCGUCGCUCGUGAAGCGCAGGGCCGGCUGUUUGUCAAUGCAGCACCAAAAAUUGCAAUCUGCUAUGAUGACUGCCCGCUCGACAAGAUUAUCCUGAUGCACAUGCGCCAAAACGGACCAGACAUGAAUAAAGUUGUUGCACUGCUUCGGAAUCUCCGCGUCCAGCUUACGCACCUGGGUAUGCGCAAACGUGCUGGAAAAUUCGCGCCGCGGCUCAAGACAGUAAUAGGUUUGGCAGCACCAGGAGAUGGUUACAGUCUGGUAUAUCCCCCUAAGGUGCCAUGCCUCGGGGCAGGAGCUAAGGAAGUCCAAUUCUUCCGUGAAUCACGCUCACAAGGCCAUGAGCUUGGGGACGUAGCGGUUUUGGGAAGUCGAAAAAGAAAGCGGCCUACGCCUGAAGGGUAUAUCACUAUUUUCGAGUACUUUCGGUCAGUCUAUAAUAUUACUGUGAGCGAUCCAUGGCUUCCCGUUGUCAACGUUGGGACCCCCUCGAAUCCUUCCUACUUGCCUGCUCAAGUCUGUCGGGUACUUCCUGGUCAGUCUGUGGCUGCAUUUAUAGCCGCCUCUCAGUCUCGUCAAGGCGCCCGUAUCGAUACAUCUCGUCGUGGGACCAGAAGCACUGCGGUUUCUCAGAUCACCUCGAUAGAGACAGAGCUCUCAGAUAUCUUAGGCAUGGCUCACCCCGAUAGAGGAGCGGACUUGACUUCAUUCGGAAUCACUGUUGCACCGAGCAUGGCGAGAGUGUCCGGUCGCGUUUUGGACUCCCCUGCUUUAGAAUAUCGACAGGGACAGCGAGCCUCUGUGCGCGCAGGAGGCUGGAAUCUACGUGGAAUGAAAUUCGCCGGGAGCACGUCAGUCUCCCAGUGGACCUAUUUAUGGCUUUCGACGCCCGGUCGCUCCCAUGGUAUAGGUCCAGAAAAAGCUCUCAUGGAAGUCGCUAUACGGAAGUUCCGCACACAUCUGAAGUCACUCGGCCUCAAUAUUCCUGAGCCUAGUUGGCCGGGUAUCUAUGUUAGCGUGACUGAUAGUGCUUUACGACGCGAAAGUGAUGCCGACAAGCUAGCCCAUGCUCUCGCGGCCAUAGUCGAGUCAUCAAUGUCAUUCCUACUGAUUAUUCUUCCACAAGCUGCAGAAGGUCUUUACAGCAGAAUCAAGUUUCUUUGCGAUGUUCAAUUUGGUAUACGGAACGUAUGCGUGGUGGCGGACAAGUUCCUUCGAUCCAAUGAACAAUUCCUGUCGAAUGUUGCUCUGAAGCUCAACUUGAAGCUUGGAGGGAUUAACCAGAAGUUGUUUGCUCGGAGCCUUGACAUAAUAAGUGACGGUAAAACUAUGGUAGUUGGGGUUGAUGUAACGCAUCCAAAUUCAGGGAAUCUUCCAGCACGGGCUCCCAGCGUGGCCGCCAUGGUAGCCUCUGUGGAUCGUUACUUGGCGCAAUGGCCAGCAGAGAUAUGCACUCAACCCGCCCGUCAAGAGCUGGUCACGCAGCUUGGUGUACUUCUCACCUCGAGACUAAAUGCAUGGCAGAGGCGGAACCAUGGAAAGCUCCCUGAAAAUAUCCUGCUAUACCGCGAUGGAGUUUCAGAUACACAAUAUGGGAGUGUCCUCAGCGUGGAGCUCCCUCAGCUACGCAAAGCAUGCAGAGACUUAUACGGUAGUUUGAGUCUUAAUGAGCCUCGAAUCACCAUUGUCAUUGUGGGGAAACGACACCACACCCGAUUUUUCACGCCCACGAGGACAGGUCAGCGCAAUGGCCGGUCAUUUCAAGACACCAAUCCCCCCAACGGCACCAUCGUUGAUCACGGUCCAGCCAUUAGCAGUAGGGUCUGGGACUUUUAUUUACAAUCUCAUACUGCCAGCCGAGGAACCGCUCGCCCUGCACACUACGUGGUGCUCCUCGAUGAAAUUUUUCAGUCCUAUCCCAACGAUCUGCAGGCUAGAGGCUCUCCUAAUCCGGCUAAUGCCAUCCAAGCCUUGACCCACAAUAUAUGCUACGUCUCUGGUCGCGCAACAAGGGCAUCCAGCAUCUGUCCACCUGUGUUUUAUGCCGAUCUUGCGUGCUUCCGAGCGCGCUUCUAUGUGGAGGAGCUGCUUCGUCGAUCCUCCGGAGACGCUGGGUACGUGUUUUCUCCGGAUCAGCUGCAACUAACUUUGCAUGAGAAUGUGAAGGAUACCAUGUUCUAUAUUUGA
Molecule: messenger RNA, 2757 nt
Organism: Aspergillus luchuensis
Lineage: Eukaryota; Fungi; Ascomycota; Eurotiomycetes; Eurotiales; Aspergillaceae
Product: argonaute/piwi family protein
Exons: 3
Coding region: 1-2757 (918 amino acids)
Molecular function (GO): protein binding; RNA binding
Source: RefSeq, a predicted model, not a curated record